Messenger RNA from Striga hermonthica, 1263 nucleotides. Lineage: Eukaryota; Viridiplantae; Streptophyta; Magnoliopsida; Lamiales; Orobanchaceae. The record is from the annotation of a GenBank genome assembly.
AUGGCGAAGGCAAAACCUAAGACAAUCGGGUUUGUGUUGGUGAUUGUGGGGCUUAUGGGAUUGUUUCUCAUAGCACAUCUGAUCUGGGCUUCAUCAUCUUUCUCGCCUUCAAAUUGGGCUCUCAAAGAUUUGAACAAUUUUGUGGUUCCAAACCCUGUUCACAGAAGUAAUAGCUCGCUCGACGCGCCAGAUAAGGUGACACCUAAACAAGAUAAGAAGGGUAUCAUCUCGGGUAGGGUUUUAUCGGCAACAUUUGCUGAUUUGCCAGCUCCCGAGUUGAAAUGGGAGAAGAUGGCAACAGCACCAGUGCCUCGUCUGGAUGGUGCGGCUAUACAAAUAAAGAAUCUUCUUUAUGUUUUUGCGGGAUAUGGGACUAUUGAUACUGUGCAUUCUCAUGUUGAUGUAUACAAUUUCACCGAUAACACCUGGAUUGGAAGGUUUGACAUGCCAAAAGAAAUGGCUCAUUCGCAUUUAGGCAUGGUGACAGAUGGAAGAUACAUUUAUGUGGUUACUGGACAGUAUGGACCUCAAUGUAGAGGGCCCACAGCACACACGUUCGUAUUGGACACUCAAACACAUCAGUGGAAGGGCUUGCCACCUUUACCAGUCCCAAGGUAUGCCCCAGCCACCCAACUUUGGAAAGGCCGACUUCAUGUAAUGGGUGGUAGCAAAGAGAAUAGGCAUACGCCUGCUUUAGAGCAUUGGAGCAUAGCUGUAAAAAAUGGUAAAGUUUUAGAAAACGAGUGGAGAUCUGAAAUUCCAAUUCCCCGUGGUGGACCUCACAGGGCUUGUGUUGUGUACGACGACCGUUUGUAUAUUAUUGGCGGUCAAGAGGGUGAUUUUAUGGCCAAACCCGGGUCUCCAAUAUUUAAAUGCUCACGUCGUAACGAGGUUGUAUAUGGUGAUGUGUACAUGCUAGACGAUGAUAUGGAGUGGAAAGUGCUGCCCUCUAUGCCGAAACCCGAUUCUCAUAUCGAGUUUGCUUGGGCAAUUGUUAACAGCUCGAUUAUCAUUGUUGGAGGCACCACGGAGAAACAUCCUGUGACCAAAAAAAUGAUUUUAGUUGGAGAAAUAUUCCGGUUCGACUUUGAUACAUUGAAGUGGACUGUGAUCGGUAAGCUUCCUUAUCGGGUAAAAACGACACUAGUUGGGUUUUGGGAUGGAAUGUUAUAUUUUACAUCGGGCCAACGAGACAGAGGGCCCGAUAAUCCUGCGCCGAAGAAGGUGAUUGGGGAGAUGUGGAGAACAAAGCUUAUUUUGUGA